This is a messenger RNA of Abrus precatorius (Indian licorice), 1148 nucleotides long. Its product is annotated as MADS-box protein SOC1. The transcript has 10 exons. Gene Ontology annotation, molecular function: RNA polymerase II cis-regulatory region sequence-specific DNA binding; protein dimerization activity; DNA-binding transcription factor activity, RNA polymerase II-specific. Gene Ontology annotation, cellular component: nucleus. The coding region runs from base 151 to 807 and encodes 218 amino acids. Gene Ontology annotation, biological process: positive regulation of transcription by RNA polymerase II. The record is from RefSeq and is a predicted model, not a curated record. NCBI's taxonomy places the organism in Eukaryota, Viridiplantae, Streptophyta, Magnoliopsida, Fabales, Fabaceae.
CUCUGCAGUGUGUGUGUUCUCUCUCUUUUGGGCCUUCUGUGUCUUCAAGUAUUGCUUGGAAGGUCAGAUUUGCUGCAAAUCUCUUCACUUCCCUAUCAUCAGCAGGUUUAAUUUCUGGGUUUAGCUUUUAGCUACUUGAGAGAAGAAAAGAUGGUGAGAGGAAAGACACAGAUGAAGCGUAUAGAGAACGCCACAAGCCGGCAAGUAACAUUCUCAAAGCGCCGUAAUGGGUUGCUGAAGAAGGCCUUUGAGCUAUCAGUUCUGUGUGAUGCUGAGGUUGCUCUUAUUAUCUUCUCUCCAAGAGGGAAGCUUUAUGAAUUUGCUAGCUCCAGCAUGCAGGGGUCAAUUGAGCGAUACCGCAGGCACACCAAGGAUAACAAUCCAGCUACACUUAGAUCAAUAGAACAAAAUAUGCAGUAUUUGAAGCAAGAAGCAGCAAACAUGAUGAAGAAGAUUGACCUUCUUGAAGCUUCAAAAAGAAAACUCAUGGGAGAAGGUUUGGGAUCUUGCUCUAUUGAUGAACUGCAGCGGAUGGAACAACAAUUGGAGAGGAGUUUAAGCAAUGUUAGAGCAAGAAAGACUCAGUUUUUCAGGGAACAAGUUGAGCAACUAAAAGAAAAGGAAAAAGCCCUAGUUGAUGAAAAUGCCAGGCUCUCUGAGAAGUGUGGUAUGCAAUCACAGCCAGCAACACGGGGAGAAAAUCAACCCCAAUCCUAUACAGAAAGUUCUCCAAGUUCAGAUGUGGAGACAGAAUUGUUCAUUGGACUUCCAGAUACAAGAACAAAGCGCAUCCCUACUCAGGCCUAGUUGAAGAUUAAUCCCUGGCUGUGAAAAAAUAAAAUAAUUUGUAUUUCAGACUCAGUAUUCAGCACUUUCACUUUCACUUCAGUUGUAUGGUUCAUGCCAUCAGUGUAGGAGUUUAACACAUGACUCCUGAGCUUUCUUAGUUAUGGUUGUUUUGGUGUGGCAUGUGAUGUGUAAAAUUAACAACAGAGUCAGUUAUAUAAGGACAAAGAAAAUUGUACCUUGAGUUGAUUAAUUACACACAUCAUGCCAUUUUACACUUUUUUGGAUGCACGAGUUUGUGCAUUCUGUAAGGAUGACUUUGGCGAGGUCUCUGUGAGGGUGACUUUGGAAAGGUACUUUUU